AUGGACAUGCAGGCGCGGGGCGCCGACAAGGAAAACUGGCCGCCACCCGGCGUGUGUGGGCCCAGCGAGCGCAAAACGACGGCGAGGACCAUGGCCAAGCAUGAGAAGCAACACAGCGCCGCGACAAGUGGCAAAAGCUACUGGCCGCCAGAGGACGACAAGAAGCUGUUGGCGCUUGUGUACGGCCUCGGCACGAAGAACUGGAACGAAAUCGGCUCGCACUUUCCGCACAAGAGCGGGCGGCAGUGCCACGAACGGUGGAAGAUGCUCUUCAACGAUCCGUCGUACUUUCAGGCCAUCAAGAUGGAUUUUGCGGCCUCGACGACGCGCCGGACGCUCGACAUGACGCCUAUCAAGGCGCCCGAGAAGCCCAAGUCGAUCCCGGCGCUUCCCAAGCGACACUCGUCCGCCAGCCCCCUCGUGCAGAAAGUCAACAAGCUCCACGACAUUGCAAACAAGCUCAAGUGCCGCCAAGAGUCGCAUUCGUCGAUCAACGGCAAGAGCGUCGAGAUGCUCUUGUCGCCCGGCGCGGGUCAGGCCAUUACGGCUGUGCCCGCCGCACUCAAGCGCAAGCUCGAGCACUGGAGCGCCAUGUACGGCGUCGACGUCGACCACAUGGAAUACGUCACGUUCAUCAAGCGUCCGCCGGCGCCGCCCUCAGAAGAUGACGACGAUGAGAAUGGGGAUGAUGCCGAUGACGACGACGCGUCAUGGGCAGAUGCGACCAGUGCGACGGACCUCGAGGUGCAUGUGCUCGACUUUGUCGGGUGGCAGAGUCCACAACACAUGUCCCUUCGGUCGCAGUUCACAGCGAUCAAUAACUUAGUACGAAAACACGAUUGA
Molecule: messenger RNA, 843 nt
Organism: Saprolegnia diclina VS20
Lineage: Eukaryota; Oomycota; Saprolegniomycetes; Saprolegniales; Saprolegniaceae
Exons: 7
Coding region: 1-843 (280 amino acids)
Source: RefSeq, a predicted model, not a curated record